AUGGACGUUGAACAAUUGCUUAACCUCUUCAAUUCUUACUGGUUUGAAUCUGAAAUACUCAAACCCAAACAACCCUUUUCAGCAAUUUCAAAUCUUGAACAGCCAAAACUUUCAAAGACUCCAACUUUUAUUGUCAGAUCUCAAAGUGACCAAUGUUUGAGCUCUAAAGAUACUACUUUUCAUUCAGAAAACUCACCAAAAUCUGUUCUUGUUGAGCCUAAACUUGAGCCAAUUCUUUCUGGUAAAGAAUAUAAUGAGUUGCAAUUUUCUUCUAAGCCAGCUGAAGGAGGUGAUAAGAGUAAAGAGAGUUAUAGAAGGAGAAAAAAGAAGAGUAAUAAUAGUAGUAAAAGUUUGUCAGAGUUAGAGUUUGAGGAGCUAAAAGGGUUUAUGGAUCUUGGUUUUGAGUUUUCAGAUAAAGAUAAAGAUUCAAGUUUGGUGUCAAUACUUCCUGGAUUGAGGAGAUUGGGAAGGGAAAAUGAAGAGAAUAUGAGAUUUGAGGAACUAGAAGAAGCUGCAGUUUCAAGGCCUCAUCUUUCAGAAGCAUGGGCUGUUUGGGAAGAAAAGAAAAAAAUAAGUUGGAAGAUUAAUCCAGUUUUGAGAAAUGAAAUGGAAAUUAAAGAUCAACUUAGGUUUUGGGCUCAUACUGUUGCUUCUACUGUCAGAUACUAG
This is a messenger RNA of Nicotiana tabacum (common tobacco), 669 nucleotides long. RefSeq lists its product as uncharacterized. The record is from RefSeq and is a predicted model, not a curated record. Lineage: Eukaryota; Viridiplantae; Streptophyta; Magnoliopsida; Solanales; Solanaceae.